Aspergillus eucalypticola CBS 122712 is the source of this 264-nucleotide messenger RNA. RefSeq lists its product as uncharacterized. The annotation marks the transcript as partial. Lineage: Eukaryota; Fungi; Ascomycota; Eurotiomycetes; Eurotiales; Aspergillaceae. The transcript has a single exon. The record is from RefSeq and is a predicted model, not a curated record.
UGGCAAGCCAGGAAAGCGGGAAAUGCAGUUGAUGUUUCCCACGGGUUGCAUCUGGCCAAUGCUUGCCGUCUAGGAAGCGCCAGCAUCGGCGCCAGGCCGGGGUCCAUCACCAAUGAGGUGGCAGAAGUAGCCGUUUGGUUGACAGCCGUCACACGCCUAGCGUGUGAUGGGGAAGGCGAUCUGCAUGCUCCCAGCAACCCUCUCGGAGUACGCAACGAGACUAAGAGAGGGAUCUGCCCUCCGGUUGGUGAAAGCAACAUAUGA